Messenger RNA from Boleophthalmus pectinirostris (great blue-spotted mudskipper), 5224 nucleotides. It is a transcript of the gene camk2n1, whose product is annotated as calcium/calmodulin dependent protein kinase II inhibitor 1. NCBI's taxonomy places the organism in Eukaryota, Metazoa, Chordata, Actinopteri, Gobiiformes, Gobiidae. Gene Ontology annotation, molecular function: protein kinase binding; calcium-dependent protein kinase inhibitor activity. Bases 214 to 447 code for a protein of 77 amino acids. Gene Ontology annotation, biological process: negative regulation of protein kinase activity. The transcript is spliced from 2 exons. The record is from RefSeq and is a predicted model, not a curated record.
UUUUUAAUUUGUUUUUUUACAUGUUUGUUGCGCAUCUCCACGUGUGUUCGCGGUAAACGCACGCGGACGAGGCUAUAUCGCGGCAGUAAAUUGCAUUGUUUUCUUUUUUAUCGCAUCUUGUGUUGUCGUGACGAGCUGUGGAAGACGCCUGGCCGCACGAGCCCGCUGAUACUCGGUGAUCUUCGGUGGCGGUGACAGAAGACGCGUUUGGAUAUGUCGGAAGUAUUGCCUUUCAACGAGGACAAAAUGAGUCACUACGAAGGCGACGAGGGACACCUUUCGUUCACCUGCCGUCUGCAAGACACCAACAACUUCUUAUGCGGAGCCCAGAACAAGCGCCCGCCGAAGCUGGGCCAGAUAGGCAGGAGCAAGCGAGUGAUUGAAGAUGAAAAUGCAGAGGAGGACGCACAGCAAAACGGGACAGAGAAAACUCCAGCAGAGGCUUAGACCGUGCUCCAUUCAAACUACCCCUUCUUCUACCCCUCUGACCCCAUCCCCCUCUCCCUCCCUCUGUCCCGUCCUCCCUCCCUCUCCUCCAGACAUUUUCUACCAGUUUGAAUCCAAAGACACUGUACAUAAGCACUUUUUUCAUGGGGCAGCAAGCGACACUUCCAGCCAUGACCACCGGGACCCUCCCUCCUCCAGAUCUUCACCCACACACAGACAGUCUACUCCAGGAGACAUAUUAUGCAUCUCUGUGGCAUUUUCAAACAGUUAUGGACUCAUGUUUUUGCAUUGGUGUUUAAUUUUUUAACUCAAUAUAACAAAGUAUUCUAGUGGAUCGCUCACUACGUUUACAAGUAUGCAGAGAAAACCACAUCUCAGCUCUAAUCUGAUUUGGAGGAGCUGCUAUUCAGAUUUGCCAGUGUUAUCUGAUUAAGCCACAAGCAGUGUUGGGAAGUAACUAAAUAUGGACAAGAAAACGUCUCAGUACAAUUACACUUCAAUGUGGUGGCAUUCAGAGUGCAAUUACACACAAUUAAAGGGAUACAUUGCAGUACUUGAAAUGAAAUUCCUGCUGUAAACUGCGUGGAAGUGAAAAACAAUGAAAAUCUGCUCUUGUGGUGAGUGAAUGUGCAAUUUUUUCAUCCUUAAAGGCACUGUACCUGAUUUUUACUCUCAUAAAAACCAUGUGAACAACAGAACUAGUUGAUUUGAGACAGUUUGCAGUGGUCCAAAUUGAUCUCUCACUUACCUUAUGCAUUCAGGGCAUCCUAAUUAUUCACCGUGAUGAGUUUACAGUAUAAGCACUAGGGAUGUAACAACAGCCAAAUUAUCGUGAUAUUGUAUUGUCAAAAGUCUCUCAGUAAUAUCGUGGAUCAUCACAAUAUAUUGAAUCACAAGUGUCUGUGCUUAAAUUCAUUGUUAUGGUGCAGCAACAGCUAAAAGAAACAAAAGGAACUACAUAGACCACAAUUCUUUGCUGUGUUUCAGUCCAAUUUACAUAAUGAAAUAACUUAUGAAGCACUUUUAAAGCUUAAGUCUUUGAUUUACGACAGAACCAAAGGCUUAUCAAGGCAUUUUAAAGGAAAUGGUAGUAUAUUCACAAUGUUGUUAGCCUUCACAAAAUAUCACAAUAAAUAUUGUACCGUGACAUCCAUAUCGACAAAGUAUCGAACUGAGAAAUUUGGAUAUUGUUACAUCCCUAAUAAGCACUUUUCACAACUUUUGCUGCCAUGUUAAUGCUAACAACAACUAGCAUCACAGCACACUUUCUGAUUCUCGGACAAUAAAAUGAUUUAUAAUUAGAAGCAGCCAGUACACAGCAGACUUAUUUUGACCUAAAAACUUGCUUAUACAAUAUUGAAAUACAUCAGAGUUACAUUUUCAAAGUAUUCUUCCCAACACUGGUUAGAAGAGGCAUUCAACUGCACAGGGCAAGAAACAGCCAGGAAAAUAUCAGAUGUGUUUUGAAUAUAGCAGUUAUAGCUUCUAAAGUUAUAAUGCUACAUUACUAGACGCCCCUGAACGUCUCUCAGUUCCCUGGUUGUAGUUGUUUCCUUUCGGGGCUGCAUGCAAAUUUCAAAACAGUGAUCUAACUAUGGAGAAAUCAGACUAUAAUCGGAGAACAAGAGUAGCCGGAUUACUCUGCGUAAGGUAAACGUAGUGAAUGCAUAUUUCACGGAUUAGGUGAACAAUGGGGACAAAAAGGCAACAGAUCGAUGCUUUGAAGUGGCCGGAAUGAGUCCAGCGAUGAUGUAUGGAUUUUUAAAAGAAAGACGAGCAAUUCACCUUUUAAUUUCAACGAUUAAUUUUGAGGAGACAGCACUUCUCAGAAAUGGGAUUACUCAAGCAAGCAAGAACAAACCAAAACUCCAGAGGUGUUUUUGACAAAGAACCGACAUGGUGGAACGGUUCAUUUUCUUUUUUUUGCAUAAUAUGUCUCCUUUAAACAAUCUUGAACCCAGGUUUUUGGCCAUAGAGACGUGCAUUUUUCAAAGAUCCAAUAUGGAGAACGAGGAGGAAGAAGAGGAGAAAACAGGAACAGCGCUGUUGAAAAUGCAGAAAUCAGGGACAGGAAAGACUAACUAACUUUAAAGCACACAAAUGUAUUAAUCAGAAGUUCCUAUACUGGUCAUUUUGAAGGAACGGUGUGUAAAUAUAUGGAAAAGGUAGCUGAUAUUUUAUUGCACAGAAGUUGGACCGAUGUUUUGUGAAAAUACUGAUUAUUUAUUGAAGUAAAUGAGGCUAGAGGAGCGUCUGAGUGAGUGAAUGUGAUUUUCCAUGUUCUGGGGGUGUCCCAUGAAGAAAGCCUGACUUAUUUGAACACGUCGAGCUUAAGUUGUUCUUAUGUUUGUCCCGUUGAUACUUCACAGCAGAUGUCAUCAACAUUCCCUGGGAAUGAGGCUCACUGGAAGCUCUGCUCUGUCUGAAGGUGUGUUACUCAAGUUAGACUUUAAUCUGAUCUUUUUUUUGACACAAUCUGACCAUAAAGAAGGACCUUAGCGGGAACUAUCACACUGGAACACUUGUAUUGACCACAAGCUCCUGAAAAUGUGCUCUUGUCCAUUUUGUAGUUUUCUUGAGUUUUUAGACAAUCUAAAAACUUCUCAAGCAGUGUUUGCUCAAUUGUGCAUUGUAUCACCAUGGAAACAGCUUAACAUUCCCCCAUAGACAUACAUAGAACUCCCCCAGUCACUGCAAAGUAGUGUUGUAGUACUUGAGACCGGUCUUGAUCUCGAGACUGGCCUCUUGAUGACGUUUCUGACUCAACCAUGUUUGGACUCGGUCCUGUCUCGGUCUUGAAGGUGCUUGGGCUCAGUCUUGUCUCGGUCUCGAGAUCUGAUACUCUACGAGUGAUAAAAUAGAGACAGAUUUAUAAAAACGUUAAUAUAUUUGUUCCAAAAUAACUGUAAAAUACAAACAAAUGUAGAAAACGACAAAGAUGGUCUCAUUUUGAUCUCUCUCAUCUCAUUUCAUCUUGGCCUCGGCCUUUAAAAGUCUUGGUCUUGUCUCGGUCUUGGGACCCUGUGGUCUCGGACAGGUCUUGAGCUCGAUUGGUGAGAUCUUGACUACAACACUACUGCAAAGUAUAAGCACUUGUACUGUAGGUUUAACCAAGUCUGGAUCAAAUUCAGUCAGUCAGACUAACAUUUCUUUGCAGUUCUUAGUUCCUGAAUUGAAGCAAAACAUGAGCUGACUUCUACUGGUUCUCCAUAUUGUUUGGGGAUAGAUUUGUAUUUAAAGCAGAGGAGAUGGAGAGUAAGUCAGAGUGCAGUUACUUCAAAAUACUCAAGAAGAAGUACAAAGUAGUGGUCCUUGAAACACAAAUGCUGAAAUUAUUUCAGAUUGUCCAUAUAAAACUUUUGACACUCACAGUGGGAAGAGGAACCACACAUUUUUCUCAAGUAAGAGUACUGUUACACUGUACUAUUUAAAGUACUCAAAUAACAUUACAGUUCCUCUCUCUGUCCCCAAACAAAUAUUUCAGAUUUUAAACUUUUCUACCCCUUCACCAAUUGCAGUAGCUUCCUGUAGCCAUUUAAAGGCACUGUACCUGAUUUUGUCUUCAGUUUGCUGUGGUCUAGAGUUCUUCCUCACUUACAUUAUGCGUUCUGAGCGUCCUCAUUAUUCACCACGACAAGGUUUUCACAGCUUUAGACUAGAUCAGAGCAGAGUUUUGCCAUCACUGUAAAACUAACUACAACUAGCAUGCCAACAGCGUACUUUCUGAUUCUUGCACAAUAUAACAUAACAAUAUAACAGUAGACAGGUGACUUCUUUUGACCUUAAGAGGUGCUUAUACAAUAGAUCUAUAUCUGAACUGGGGCAAGACACAUUUUGCUAAAAAAAAACCAAAAAAACCAAAAAAACAACAACAACAACAACAACAAAAAACAGGUACAGUCCUUGAACCCCCAGACCCCUCCACCCCCUUCCUCCUCCUGCUUCAUGGGAUGCCCCUGGUGGUGGUGUGCGAUGCUGCGGUCUGAGUGCUUUUGUUACAUUUGCGGCCGAGCUCAUUUCUACGAUGUACCUCGUGCAGUUUGUAAAGCCCAGGACUGAGGGCCCUUGAUACUGUAACACUGAUACUUGUACACAGAAUAUUUAUAUGUGUGCAUAUGAUUACUAUUGUGUGUGUGCCAAAACCUCACGCAGGAACUACUACGAUCAAGCUCUUUCAUUUCACUGUGUUGAUUUAUUGUGCUGUUUAUGGGGGGUUGUUUUGUGUCUUUAUGCACCUUCUGCCUGAUUAUUACACUUGUAUUAUGGUUUGUGUUAGACACUCGGCUCUGGACCCUACUCUGUAUAUAUGGACAUGUAGCUCUGGUUAUCACAGUAACAUAUCUGUUGCUAUAAUGUCUAAAAUGUUUUGACAGUCUUAUGUUUGUUUCUUUUUUAAAGUUACUUCUGUUACACGUUAACUACGAAAGCAUUUGACAAACCCUAACCUUACCCUUACUUUAACAUCACACAGUUUAAUCCUGCUUCUAAACUUAACUAAACCUUGAUCAUAACCAUUCCUUUCACCCAGACCUUAACCAGAACCUGCUUCAUCACUUCUAAUCUUUUCUAAUGAGCAUCAGAGCCGAGCAUCCCUCCAGAGUCCAGACCCGACCCUCUACCAUGAGCCUUGUAUUAUUUUACAUGGAGCUGCUGAUGUUGAUGUGUUCUAUACAGACUCCAAAGCUGUUUUAAAGCUCCCUGAGUGUCAGUGCACUGACAUGUGAUCACAUGGACACUGGAAAUAUUACACAAACACACUGACUUUAUCAGAUUUUCG